UUUGUUUACAUUUGAGAACGGUGAAAAGGGAGAUAAAGAGAAACAAGAGAGCGUGUUAACAAACAAACCCUAGAACUCUAAUCAGAUCGGAACCACCGUAUCGGAACCAUGGAAUCCGCAGCUAAAAGAAGAGGAGGAGGCGUUUUGGAAGGUCUUUACAAGGUUCUUAUGCGCCGCAACUCUGUCUAUGUUACCUUCGUCAUCGCUGGUGCUUUUCUCGGUGAACGGGCUGUGGAUUACGGUGUUCACAAGCUCUGGGAAAUAAAUAAUGUUGGGAAACGAUAUGAAGACAUUUCUGUGCUGGGGCAAAGGCCGGUAGACGAGUAAACUGUCUGAUCAUAUUGUUAGCCAUUUUGAAGUUUUAUUAUAUUCAUGGAAAAUUGAAGUGAACACUACGAGGUGGAAACACUUUCCAUUUUGCAAUAAGUGAAUAUGUUUGUCUCUGUUGAGCUUAAGUCAUGUAUGGUUUCAUUUGCUGGCUGUUGGAAAUAUAAAAAUAUUGAACUGCUGCAACUUUCCUUUUCUUUUUCUAUAUGAUUUAUCCUGAAUACUGGGUUAAGAAAAUCACUUGCUCAUAAGUUAAGCUUUUUUGUGACA
Medicago truncatula (barrel medic) is the source of this 597-nucleotide messenger RNA. RefSeq names its product cytochrome b-c1 complex subunit 9. Gene Ontology annotation, biological process: mitochondrial electron transport, ubiquinol to cytochrome c. Bases 109 to 327 code for a protein of 72 amino acids. The transcript is spliced from 3 exons. Gene Ontology annotation, cellular component: respiratory chain complex III. NCBI's taxonomy places the organism in Eukaryota, Viridiplantae, Streptophyta, Magnoliopsida, Fabales, Fabaceae. The record is from RefSeq and is a predicted model, not a curated record.